AUGGUGUCGACCGUUGUGUGCUCGCAUCGUGCUGUUGUGCGGUGUGCAUGUGCGCUUGCGCUUCUACUUGUAUGCGUGGCACUGAACUCGAACGCAUUUUUUGACUUUGGUGGCGGUCAUCACACCGAUGCGUCGAAGGCCCAGGUGCGCCGUGGCCCAGAGGUGGACUACUACAAGGUGCUGCAGUUGGAGGGUAAGCGCGAGGAAGUGACGGAGAAGGACAUCCGCCAGCAAUUCCGCCGCCUCUCUCGUCUUUACCACCCCGAUGUAGCGAAGACGGAAGAGGAUAAAGCGAAGUACAGUCAAGUUAACCGUGCGUACGAGGUGCUCUCCGACAAGCGGAAGCGGAAGAUCUACGACAUGCGUGGGGAGCAGGGCUUGGCGCAGCUUGAAGAGCUGGACCGCACCAAGGGCUCCCCUGGCGGUGGUAUGAACCCCCUCGCCCAGCUCUUCGGCAUGCGGGCGGACAACGGCCUGCGAGGGCCCGACAUGGAGCUGGAGGCGAAGGUGGACCUUGCCAAAUUGUUCACUGGCGGGCAGGAGAUUCUCCGGAUCAACAAGCGCAGGGUGUGCCAGGCCUGCAAAGGCAGCGGCGCCGAUGCGACGGCGGCCGUUGUGCAGUGCCGGCAAUGCGGCGGCCAGGGCGUGUUGCGCCAGCGCAUCCAGUUAGCUCCUGGCAUGAUCCAGGAGGUACACCAGAGGUGCACCUCCUGCGGCGGAGCGGGUCGGCGGCCAGAGCGGGUGUGCCCCGUCUGUCGAGGCAGGAAGGUCAUGCAGGGCAGCAGCACAAUUGUAUUGGAGCUGGAGCCCGGCAUGACGGAGAACUCCGUGCUGAAGUUCGAGAUGGAGGCCGAGGAGUCGCCGGACCGUCUGCCGGGGGACGUUGUCGUGCGCGUGCACACCCACCCGCACCCCGUUUUCUCACGCCGCCGCAACCAGCUGGACUUGGACACGUCCCUAACGCUGACUCUCAAGGAGGCCCUCGUAGGCUUUGACCGCAACAUCACACACCUAGACGGCGAGGAGCAGGUCCGAGUGUAUCGACGCGACGCCGUGUCUCCCUACGGCACGGUGCUUCGCCUCCCGGGAAAAGGAAUGCCAAAGCUGCAUGUUCCAUCGGAGCGGGGCGACCUCUACAUCCGCCUGCAGUACGACUUGCCCGCACGGCUGACAAAGGAGCAGAAGGAGCUGGUGGAGAAGCUGCUGUGA
Molecule: messenger RNA, 1209 nt
Organism: Leishmania braziliensis MHOM/BR/75/M2904
Lineage: Eukaryota; Euglenozoa; Kinetoplastea; Trypanosomatida; Trypanosomatidae
Product: putative chaperone protein DNAj
Exons: 1
Coding region: 1-1209 (402 amino acids)
Biological process (GO): protein refolding
Cellular component (GO): cytoplasm
Molecular function (GO): Hsp70 protein binding
Source: RefSeq, a predicted model, not a curated record